AUGGAUGUAUUGCGCAACCAAUUCGGGAGGAAGGGUGGGGGAACACUCCUGGAUGUUCAGCCGGGACCGAGUCUUCGGAGUCAGGGUGGGACUGCCGUCGAGCACAGUCUCUCCUUCGUCGAUCGUCCAACACACAACACAAUGGCGGAUAAGGAUAAGAAAGUAAAGAAGAAGAAGGCGAAAGAAGAUGCGCCAGCUGAGGAGGCGCCCGCACCAGCGGCGCCCGCGGCGUCCGGCGGCAGCGAGAGGCAAUCCUCCCGCGGCAGCCGCAAGGCCAAGCGCACCGGCUCCAACGUCUUCUCCAUGUUCUCACAGAAGCAGGUCGCCGAAUUCAAGGAGGCCUUCCAGCUAAUGGACCACGACAAGGACGGUAUCAUCGGCAAGAACGACCUCCGCGCCACCUUUGACUCGCUCGGCAGGCUGGCGUCCGAGAAGGAGCUGGACGAGAUGGUGAACGAGGCCCCCGGCCCCAUCAACUUCACGCAGCUGCUGACCCUCUUCGCCAACCGCAUGUCCGGCGGCUCCGACGAGGACGACGUCGUCAUCAACGCCUUCAAGACCUUCGACGAGGAGGGCAAGAUCGACUCCGAGAGGCUCAGGCACGCGCUCAUGACCUGGGGAGACAAGUUCUCCGCCGACGAGGUCGACGAGGCGUACGACCAGAUGGAAAUCGACGACAAGGGCUUCAUCGACACCACCAAGCUCAUCACCAUGCUGACCGCCGCCGCAGAGGAGGACGAGGGCGGCGAAGCUGCGUAGUUCCACCCGCGCCAGUCUCCGCCCGACCCGCGGUUCGCAACAUCUAGAACCGACUUUUUAUUAUAAUUUCUAUAUGUAAUUUAUUGUUUCCAUUUUUUUAUUUAUAUAUAAUGAAAAUAUAGUUCUACUAUUACCAA
This is a messenger RNA of Ostrinia furnacalis (Asian corn borer), 896 nucleotides long. It is a transcript of the gene Mlc2, whose product is annotated as myosin regulatory light chain 2. Bases 1 to 759 code for a protein of 252 amino acids. The record is from RefSeq and is a predicted model, not a curated record. Gene Ontology annotation, molecular function: calcium ion binding. NCBI's taxonomy places the organism in Eukaryota, Metazoa, Arthropoda, Insecta, Lepidoptera, Crambidae. The transcript has 4 exons.